Messenger RNA from Brassica rapa (field mustard), 795 nucleotides. Its product is annotated as agamous-like MADS-box protein AGL93. The record is from RefSeq and is a predicted model, not a curated record. NCBI's taxonomy places the organism in Eukaryota, Viridiplantae, Streptophyta, Magnoliopsida, Brassicales, Brassicaceae. Gene Ontology annotation, molecular function: protein dimerization activity; DNA binding.
AUGGAUUCUCUUUCUUCUUCUACUUCGACAAAGAUGAAGAACAACAACAAGCUCUCUGUCAGAAACCAAACCCGUUUCAAGAAACCGUUCUUGUUGUUAAGAGAGAAGACCAUUCUCAAGAAAGCGUUAGAGCUUUCCAUUCUCUGCGACAACGAUAUUUGUGUGAUACAUUACGACCGUGAAGGAAACCUCGUCAACACUUACCCUGAAGAUCAGUGCCAAGUUAAACACAUUGUCGAGAGGUAUAGGAAUUUGAGGGACGGAGAAAAAAUCAAGAAAAACACAAAUCUUUCACAGUUCUAUAACAAGAAACUCGUUGACGAGAAGAGGAGAUCUCUUACGGACGCAGAGGAACGCAAAAGGUUCACUAAGAAAGUUGGAGAGUUCAAGAGUUCCUUGGAACAUAAGUUACAGAUAGUAAAAGACAGGGUUCGUGACCUUCUUUACUCCCAGGAUCAUCAGACCGAGCCAGAUCAGAGCACUUGUCUUGAUGUUAUGUCCCAACAAAACCACAACUUCCCGACGUCUUCUUCUGGCUUCUUCCCCCAAAAUGACUUAUCUUCUUCACUAAUAGACGAGGAGGAUCCAUUGAUGAACUUUUGUCCGCAGGUAAUUAACAAUCCUGUUUCUGUUCAUCAACAACAAAUAGGAUCAUCAUUAACGAAUCUUCUCAUGAGUGGUGAUGCGUCCGGUUCCUCCAAUGAUCGGAGUAAAUUCUCAAUGUUUCUGUUUAACCAUGAAACCGCUACGUUUACUCCACUUCCCAACUCUGUUUCUUCAAGCUUUGACCAAUGA